Medioppia subpectinata is the source of this 1091-nucleotide messenger RNA. Lineage: Eukaryota; Metazoa; Arthropoda; Arachnida; Sarcoptiformes; Oppiidae. The record is from the annotation of a GenBank genome assembly.
AAUGAAAAAAAUAUUUUUUUGAAAUGGAUUUUUCGACAAAAGAACUGGAGGACAACUUGUGUUCGUUUCAGGAGAACAUCUCCGGCCAAGACCUGGAUCUGGAGCCGCAGCUCGAGUUCGACGACACGGAGCUCGAGGACGGACUCGACACGACUCGACACUCAGUUGGCGACGACUGCGAGGACUCGGCCGAGGAUUUGGCGCAACAAUACCUGCGCUCAGAGGACGAGCACUUGGAGGAGGCGCUGGAGGAGGCGUUGGGCGCGGAGGGGGAGGGCGACGACAACUGGGCGGACAUCGCGCGCCACGGCGUGGUGGAGGUGGUGGGGGACGACCUGUUCGCGCGCAAAGUGAUCACGAUCUACGCGUGCCGCCUCCCCGACGACCAGACGCUCAACUGGCGGCGCUUCCUGCGCUACUUGUUGCACACGUUGGACACGUUCGUGGAGAGCGACUACACUCUGGUGUACUUCCACUUCGGCCUCCACUCCCGCAACAAACCCUCCAUUCGGUGGCUGUGGACGGCGUUCCGCGCCUUCGACCGCAAGUACAAGAAGAACCUCAAAGCCCUCCUCCUCGUGCACCCGACCUCUUUCGUGCGCCUCCUCUUCAACGUGUUCCGCCCCGUCAUCAGCGCGAAGUUCGGCCGCAAAAUCCACUACAUCUCGCAUUUGGAGGAAUUGCAAGCAUUUCUUCACUUCAAACAACUCUUUCUUCCGAAACAACUCUUGGACCACGACCGCAAAGUGGCCAAACGCAGCCGGCAGAGCGUUUCCACCACUGCCGGCGCGCAGAUCCCAAACACACAGCAAUUCCGAGUUUCGCUCCAAUUUCUGAAGGCCAACAACGCGAUGGACGCCGUUCCGCGCGUCGUGCGCACGUGCGUCGCCUUCCUCGACAACGAGCGCGCGCUGCAGACGGAGGGACUGUUCCGGCGCUCGGCCAACGCCUCGACAGUGCGGGAGCUGCAGACGCGCUUCAACGCCGGCCAAGAGGUGGACUUCGAGGCGUUCGCCGACGAGGACAGCGGCGUGCACGUGGCGGCCGCGCUCCUCAAGUCCUUCCUGCGCGAGCUGGAGGAACCGCUGCUG